ACUUCACACAAGCGUCUCACAUGUCUGAUGUUUCAGGAUCAUUUCAAUUUAGUACAAAGUUAUCAAUCGACACGGCGUUUAGAAAGUACGACGCCACUUAAAGUAUCCAUCCUUCCAUCUGUUAAAACAAAGCAGUGACUCUGUAAUGUAGCUUACAGAAAUGUAACAAUGGUUGUUUCAGUUACCUCAUUUGCUAUAAUCUUCUUGCUUCCUCUGCGUUUCCACAGGGGCCCUAAUCUAAUCUAAAGUCAUCUCAACUAAUCCGCAGCAGCAGCAGCAGCAGCAGCAGUGGUCGAGCUCAACAUUCACUGAGAUGAGUGAUGUGGAAGAUGAAGAUCUGCUGCCAGAGCUUUCCACCUGACACACCUGACACACAGACUCGAUGAAGAUCCCCAGUCCGAUCAGCACCAACGUUCUGGCAAUGUGACUGAUUGAUCCAGUAGAUGAACAGUAAAGAUUAAGAGGAUGACAAAUAGGCAUGCUGCUUACACAGCGCUUGGGGCUAAUCCUCCCCCUCCACCCCCUGGACUCCCUUUUGAGGAGCUGCCACCGAGGAGCACCCACAGACAGUGACUGACCCCGACGGCCAGAGGGAGGACACACAACCUGUUGACGUGCAACAAGUGUCAGCCCCGAGCUCAUGGCAGGACCCCAGCCCAUCUGCAUCUCCGCACCAGAGCCCGCAGCACAGUAGAGGCUCAACCCGCCAUCUGUCCACCGGGGGAACCACCGGAGACCCCUUACAGCUACACCGCUCAACUUUUCACUAAACUCAAAAGGAACUUGAACUUCGGACGUUGUAUCUUUUGAAAAGGACGAAUACUUUACAACAAAGUUUCUCAUCUCCAGCCGUCACCGAUCGAGGAGACGAUUUUCAGUGGAAAAAUGAUGGAGGAUCACCUGUCGAAGAUCCCCAUGAUGCCGUCCUCUUCCCCCACGGAAUCGUCUGCCAGCGGCGGGACUGAUGACAGCAGAGGAGCCAAGAGUCCAGCCCCGGGAAAAGCUCUGAGCCCGGCUCUGGUCUGCAAAGUGUGCGGCGACACCAGCAGCGGGAAACACUACGGCAUCUACGCCUGCAACGGCUGCAGCGGCUUCUUCAAACGCAGCGUGAGGAGGAGGCUCAUUUACAGGUGCCAGGCCGGUACCGGCAUGUGUCCGGUGGACAAAGCUCAUCGCAACCAGUGCCAGGCAUGUCGGCUGAAGAAGUGCCUGCAGGCGGGCAUGAACAAGGACGCGGUGCAGAACGAGCGGCAGCCCCGCAGCACAGCUCAGGUCCGUCUGGACUCCAUCGACGUGGACCCUGAGAAGGAGCACUUGGCCACCACACGGGAGCCCACCUGCUCUUCUUCUUCCUCCUCCUCCUCCUCUUCCUCCUCCUCCGGCGGCUCCGUCAUCACGUGGCCCCACAUCACCUCCUCCAUGUCCAUCACCUCCUCUGUCGCCCCCCAGCGCUGCGUCAGUCCCCAGAACAACCACCGCUUCAUGGCCAGCCUCAUGACGGCUGAAACCUGCGCCAAGCUGGAGCCCGAGGACGUUGACGAAAACAUCGACGUAACCAGCAACGAGCCGGAGAGAGCGUCCUCGGAGUAUCACAUGGCUCUGUACCCGUCCAGCUCCGAGAACGUGUACGAGACCUCGGCGAGGCUGCUCUUCAUGUCGGUGAAGUGGGCCAAGAACCUGCCCGUGUUUUCCAACCUGCCCUUCAGAGACCAGGUGAUCCUGCUGGAGGAGGCGUGGAGCGAGCUCUUCCUGCUCUGUGCCAUCCAGUGGUCUCUGCCGCUGGACAGCUGCCCGCUGCUCUCUCUGCCGGACCUCUGCCCCGGCAUGCAGGGAAAGACCAGCUACACCAGCCUGGACCUGCGCCUCCUGCAGGAGGUCUUCACCCGCUUCAAGGCCAUCGCCGUCGACCCAACAGAGUUCGCCUGCCUCAAGGCCAUCGUGCUCUUCAAGCCAGAGACUCGUGGUUUGAAAGAUCCAGAACAAGUGGAGAACCUGCAGGAUCAGUCUCAAGUGAUGCUGGGACAACACAUCCGCUCACACUACCCCAGUCAACCAGCCAGGUUCGGAAAGCUGCUUCUUCUUCUUCCGUCUCUGCGCUUUGUGAACUCGGAGCGGAUAGAGCUGCUGUUCUUCCACAGGACCAUCGGAAACACUCCCAUGGAGAAACUGCUGUGCGACAUGUUCAAAAACUGAGACCGUCACACAGAAACACAUGCAGUCAUCCACAAUCACAUCUCCUGGUUUGAAAGGAACGACAUUUCACACACACACUUGCUUUGUAUCUGUGUAUACACAUCUGAGAUUCUGCGUGAUGUUAUUUUCUCAAAGGCCACUUUAUUAUUUGUUGUCUCAACAUCAGGUCGUUCUGAAAAUUAAAAUGCUAUUCACUUCUUAUCAUCGUGCUUGCUGUCUAUUUGUAUCAUAUUUAGACUUUGAUUUGUGUCUGAAGUGACUCACGAUCACAGUUCCUCCUCUAGUGUUUCUCUAUGUUUUUUUGUGCAGAUCUUUAUUUGUUUGGUGAUAGAUGGACUGUAUAUCCCUGCUGUCAUUAAUGUCACUGUUACGUUCAUGUUGUCAUGCCUUGAUAAAGUAAAAAAUUGCU
Seriola aureovittata is the source of this 2602-nucleotide messenger RNA. Its product is annotated as photoreceptor-specific nuclear receptor-like. The transcript is spliced from 10 exons. Gene Ontology annotation, molecular function: nuclear receptor activity; zinc ion binding; RNA polymerase II cis-regulatory region sequence-specific DNA binding. The record is from RefSeq and is a predicted model, not a curated record. NCBI's taxonomy places the organism in Eukaryota, Metazoa, Chordata, Actinopteri, Carangiformes, Carangidae. Gene Ontology annotation, biological process: cell differentiation; anatomical structure development; negative regulation of transcription by RNA polymerase II. Bases 886 to 2193 code for a protein of 435 amino acids.